This is a messenger RNA of Drosophila mojavensis, 1746 nucleotides long. Its product is annotated as protein tantalus. The transcript is spliced from 2 exons. Bases 334 to 1167 code for a protein of 277 amino acids. The record is from RefSeq and is a predicted model, not a curated record. NCBI's taxonomy places the organism in Eukaryota, Metazoa, Arthropoda, Insecta, Diptera, Drosophilidae.
AAAAACAGCUGGAAACUCUAAAGCUGAAACAGUCACAACAUUCGAAAUUGCUGCUAUUAUUUUAAUUAAUUAUUUUAUCAACAACAAAAAAACAAAUAAAUAACCUGAAAUACAUACAUAGUUAUAAGAUCCCAAACAAAAUUCAAUUUCGCAUAUUGCACUUAACAUCAUAUUGAAUGUCAAAAAAUUUUUCCCAGCUAUGUUAAAUAACAUAGUUGCUUCAUUUUCAGCUUCGUCUUAAAAAUCAAAAAAGGGAAAUAGUAAAUAUCAACACUAAGCGAUUUAAGCGCAGGAAAAAAUCUUGAUAUUCAACAGCAUGUUAAAGAUUGAAUAAUGGAAAAUAUUGUGCACAAAUUUGCAACGAUUAGUUUUCAGCCACAAGAGGUUGUCUUAACAGAGAAUCGCACUGCACCAAUUUCCAAGUUUUCUUGGAAUCUUAAAUCAGGGGCUCCCACAAAUAUAGCCGAUGAAAUGCUGGACUCGGAAAGCCCUGAUACGGACCACUCGGAUGAGGUGGACUCGCAGCUAAGCCGCGGCGAGGAUAACGACGAAAGUGAUAGCUAUAGCAGCAGCUACCGCAAUGGUCGUCGUGGCGGAGUUGCCCGACGGCGAAUGCCCGCUCGCAUCUCUAAAGACAAUUUUAAUCGGGUGUGCAGCACCAUUAUGCGUACAGAAGUGAAGAAGAAACGUAAUGAGCUACAAACAAAUGAACAGAUGCUGCGCAGCAUUGAGAAGAUCUACACGAGCAAGCGCAUGAAGAAAUUUACGCCUACUAGUCUGGAGACUAUAUUCGAGGAGCCCAGCGAUGAAAAUGCUGCCGAUGCCGAAGACGAUAGCGAGGAAUGCGCCAUUACCAGCCAAGUGCGGGUUGUUAAAUUCGGUUCUCGCAAGUUGCGACGGGCCAUCUCCUUUAACGAUGGCCUCACAAAGAACAAGAAUCUUAUCAAAAAACGCCGCUUGAAGGUGAAGAAAACGUUUGGCAAACGUUUUGCUCUUAAAAAGAUCUCAAUGACCGAAUUCCACGAUCGACUUAACAAAAGUUUGGACAGCGCAAUGUCUGAUACUGGCGACGAUGUACCAACUAGCAGCAGUAUGGAUAUAAAGUCCACAGUCUGUACAUUCAUGGACGAUAUGCAACUAGCGAGACAUACGCCGACAUUUGAAUAGAUAGGGGGAGUCGUCGGACGGUCUGUAAGGAGAAGCUUUGAUGAACAGAAUGGAAAAGGCUAAAAUUUAAAUACAUUAACAGAUUCAAGAUGAUGACAAGUUAAGUAAAUUGUACGCAUCACCGAAGUAUAUGGCUGCUUGCCGUCAACAGUCAAGACUAACUCAAUAAAAUAGCGGGAUCUUUGUUCCCCGAAUGUCCACUUCCAACCGAUGUACUUAUUGCCUGGUCAAUUGUACUGAUUAUCAAUUUAGCUAAGUCUUAUGUAAGAUUUUUUUAAUUUAAUGUUUAUAUAGGAAGUGCAGUUGAGCAUUAAAACAUAAUUUAAUUUAAUUUAAGCAUUGUUUGCAUUGAGCGCCUGAAACUAUUUAUGUUCUAUGUUUAUGAAUAGUCUUAAAUAUAUGUAAGCCUGAAUACAAUUCGAAAUUCGAUUUAGCAAUGAAUAGAAUUGAAGCAAUUUAUAAUGUAUUGAUCUAUUACUUGUCUUAAGCUCAACUAGGAACUGCAUGCGCAAUGAUGAAAUGAAUUUUCACUGCCGUAAAAGCACCAAAUGAAUAAAACAACAAAUAAUUUAAUUUAAA